Molecule: messenger RNA, 2001 nt
Organism: Didymodactylos carnosus
Lineage: Eukaryota; Metazoa; Rotifera; Eurotatoria; Philodinida; Philodinidae
Source: the annotation of a GenBank genome assembly
AUGUCAGACACUCCCAGUGAUGGUGAUGUAUCAAAGAAGAAAACUGCUCGUACAUUUGAUUUGGAUUCAUUAAUUAGUGAAGCACGUCUUGGAGCUCAACAACGUUCAACAAUCGAUUGGACAACAGAAAUUGAAAAAGCAAAAGAAUCGAAUGAAACACGUUUAAAUGAUUUAAAAAUAAAAGCAAAUAAUGCCGGUAAUACAACAACAUCAAAAUCAAAGAUUAAUUUUGAUGAUAGUGAUGACGAUGAAGGAGUUGGAGCGGGAUCAACGUUUCAUUCCAGUUCAAAAUCGAUAAACAAUGAUACUGAAUUACAAUCAAACAAUGAAUUAAAAAAUGACAAGCAAGAUGAAGAUGAUGAUGAUUUUGGACCAUCGAUUUCUUUGGCUACAACAACCGAUGAUAUGUCAGAUGAAGAUAAUCCUAAUAAUGACGAAGAGUCGAGUGAUGAUGGACCCCAUUUUCCUGUAUCACACGAAAUUGACUUGAAACAGGGUACAAAAUCAGUGUCAUGUUUGACACUGGAUCCAGGUGGUUUAAGAAUGAUAACAGGUGAUUUUAAUUAUGAAAUGAAAAUGUGGGAUUUUUCAGCGAUGGAUAAAAAUUUACGAUCGUUUCGCACGUUACAGCCAUGUGAAGCACAUCAACUAAAAACAAUUGAAUAUAGUCCAGUUGGUGAUAUGAUAUUAGUUAUUAGCGGAAAUUGUCAAGCAAAAGUUUUGGAUCGAGAAGGUAAACAAAUCUAUGAGUGUGUUCGUGGUGAUAUGUACAUUAUUGAUCAAGCUCGAACAAAAGGACAUGUAGCUAUGUUAAAUAGUGGAUGUUGGAAUCCAAAAGAUUUAAAUGAAUUUAUGACAUGUUCAAAUGAUGGUACAAUUCGUUUAUGGUCCGUCUAUAAACGUCAACAACAAAUAACUGUGAUAAAAACAAAAUCUGAACAAGGUAAAAAAGUAAGCACAACCGCAUGUACAUAUCAUAACAAUCAUUAUAGUGGAACGUCUAAUAAUACAAAUUUAAUUACGGCUGGAUGUGAUGAUGGUAGUAUUCAAAUAUGGGAUCGACGUCGACCAUUUGUCAAUGUUACAUUUCUUAGUCGUCAUGCACAUGAACCAAAUGAACUAGUCACAUCAAUAAAAUGGUCUUAUGAUGGUAUUAAUAUUGCAUCACGUUCAACCGAUAAUACAAUAAAAAUAUGGGAUAUUCGAAAUUUUAAAAAAUGUUUAUCAUCACGUGAAAAUUUACCUAAUCGAUUUGCAAUGACAGAUAUUGCAUUUUCACCAGAUGAUAGAUAUUUAAUUACAGGUACAUCAACUCGAAAGAAAAAUGAUGAAGAAAAGGAUGAGACAAAUGUUGGAAAAUUAUAUUUUCUUAAUCGUCAAAAUUUACAAGAGGAUAUUUGUCAUUUACAAGUGAGUGAUAAUGCAAGUGUUAUUCGUACACUGUGGAGUCCAAAAUUGAAUCAAAUAUUUUGUACAACAAGUGAUGGUAUAGUUAAAAUCUAUUAUGAUCCUGUUCGCUCUCGUAACGGAGCACUGUCAUUUGCGAAUCGUGAACCACGAAAGAAAAAAGAAAACGACUUCUUUAUUAAUAUAAAUAUAAUCAAUCCUCAUGCUUUACCACUUUAUCGACAAGAUCGUGUUCGAAAUUUAUCGGUAAUUAGAAUAAAACAACGUGAAGAUCCAGUUAAGUCGAAACGUCCCGAUUUACCAAUGAGUGGCGCGGGACAUGGUGGUCGAUUAGGUGCACAUGGUUCAACGUUAAGUGGUUACAUUGUUAAAAAUAUUGCCCUUCAAAAACUACCGGAUCAAAAAGAAGAUCCAAGAGAAGCAUUAUUGAAAUAUGCUGAAAUAUCGGAAUCAGAUCCUUAUUGGGUAGCACCUGCUUAUAAACAAACACAGCCAAAACCAAUAUUUCAAGCUUCAACACAAGCAAAAAAUGAGGGAAGUGGAAAUGAGGAAGAAGAUGAAAUAUUACCACCCUGGAAAAAACAAAAAACUUGA